AUGAUGGCCGCUGAUAAGCUGCUGAAGAUAGAGUUGCAGCGCCAACUUCAUUCUUUGCAAGAAGAGGUGGAGGUAUUGAGAGAAUGUCUUUGUGCAAGCGGUGUCCUGAACCAAGACCGGUACAUGGCACGCUUGCACCGUGAGCGUUUCGAACGUGUGUGCCGAGCACACCCCCUACAGUUAGAUGGCACAGCAACGCUUUCGUGUGCUUUCUCUUUGCACGAGCUGACCGUGGGUGUUGUCAGCCUGGCCGGUGUCGCAGCUGUGCGAGCGCUGCGUGCAGCGUCUCACGCAGUUGGCAAAGCCGCAUGCCGCGCAAAGCCCGUGGCAGACUUGGUGGCCGCCAGCAGUCAGGGGCAAAUCUUUGUCUGCGGCGGCUACGAUGGGACAAGGUUGUUGGAAGACAUUCAUCGCUUUGACCCGGUCUCCCACACAUGGGGUUCCGUGCCUCCCAUGUCCUUGCCGCGGGAGGCAGCUGUAGCCGCAGUGAUUGCCGGACAGAUCGUCGUCUGUGGAGGCUUCGAUGGGCAGAGGCAGCUCGAUCAAGCAGAGCGUUUCGAUCCCCGCGCAGGAACCUGGGAAACCUUGCCCUCCAUGAUUUCCAGGCGGGCUGGUGCGGCGAGCGCCGUUGUGAGAGGGAACCUUGUCGUGUGUGGCGGCUUCAAUGGCGAACACUGCCUCUCCUCCGUGGAAAAGUUGAACUUUGUAGAUAACUGCUGGGACCCUCUUCCACCGAUGGCCGUGCGUCGUGAGGGCGCCGCGGGCACCGUCCUUCGAGACCAGGUCUACAUCUGCGGAGGGAACGAUGGCGCGAACACUCUUUGCGAGGUGGAGAGAUUGGACCUGGAGGCAUCGACUUGGGAAGCACUACCCUCCAUGCUGACGAGGCGUGACGGCGCAGCUGCUGCGGCCUUGCACGGCAGGCUUUGGGUGUGUGGCGGCUUUGAUGGUCAGCAGUCCCUGAGCCUCAGUUCGACUGAGUACUUCGAUCCACACCGCCGUUCGUGGAGGAGCCUGCGCCCAAUGCUGGCUCGGCGGGCUGGGGCGGCCGUGGCAGUCGUUGCUGGCCAGCUCUACAUCUGCGGUGGCUACGACGGCGCGCAGAACUUGUCAGACUGCGAGCGCUUAGACCCAGUGCAAGGCCCACCAGGGCUUCGAGACUUAGCAGGCCUUCGGGUUUACCAUGACUUAACAUCGGAUGCUUCGGAAGGUUCCGAGAAAGAAGGCAGUUUCAGGCAAGGGGUGUCGGUGUCGGCCUCUGUUACCUCUUUCCUGGUUGAGUCGUUUCAGACCAGAUGCAAAAAGGCAGUUUCAGGAAAGGUUGAGGAGUUGGGGGCAUGUCUCCGCAUGGUAAAUGGUGAACUUCCCAUUUCUUUGCAGAGAACCAUGGAUUUUGCCUUUAUACGUGUAUAG
Messenger RNA from Symbiodinium natans, 1413 nucleotides. The record is from the annotation of a GenBank genome assembly. NCBI's taxonomy places the organism in Eukaryota, Dinophyceae, Suessiales, Symbiodiniaceae.